AUGAAUUCAGAUCGACUUUCCACACUAUUUGAAGUACUAAAUAGACAAGAUGGGAGAGGAAUAGAAGAGGUUUCAGAGGAAUUGAUCAAUGCAACACAAAGUACUGAUAUAAUUCAGCCAAUUUUGGAGAUUUUGAAUAGUAAUAAUGAGAAUUUAUACAUACAAUGCUGCAUUUUCCUAGAAAAGACAAUCAAGAACAAUAUAAAUGCAAUAAAUAACCAAUCAAAACAAGAAAUUGUGAAAUCAAUACUAGAAAUUUUUCCAAAAUUUGAUAUACAGAUAUCAAAUUUACUAUUAAUGUCACUUGAUGCACUUACAAUGGCUGAAAAUAUGGACGAAAUGAUAUUGCAAGCAGCCGUUCAGCUAUAUCAAGCAUCAGAUUAUUUUCAUUCGAUUUUACUAUCGAUAUUGCCUAAUUCUAGUAUUUCAGAGAACAUGGAGUUGAUGUAUAAUCUCAUAAAUUCCUCUUUAUCUCAAGAAAAUACUGAAAUUUAUUCAUAUACAUUGAGAUUAUCAUUUUUAAUCGUUUCAGAAGCCCGAAAUGACGAAACAAAGACAGAUUAUUAUAAUGGAAUACUCAGAAUAUUAACAGAUUUCUUUCUUUCGCAUAUAAAUGACACAGAAAUUUUAAAUUUAUUUGAUAAACUAGAACAAACAGCUCAUCAUCGCGGAUUUGACUUCAUUUACCCAUCAGAUGUCUUCGAUGCUUUACUGCAGCAAAUACAAAACCCACAAAACAAUUUACAACUCUAUCAUCAUCUUCAAAUUUUUUCUUUAAUUUUAAAAAGUGACAAUUUACCAAAAAUUUCUGAAGAAAAUUUUCCAAUUAUAGGGAAUAUGAUUAUUGAAUGCACACCAGUCUUAGCAAACCCAGAAUCACCCAAAAUACAAGACCAAUACUUUGAAGCUGCAGAAUUUGCUUUUGAAACGGUUUUGUCACGUUUUAAAUUUGAAGAUGCGAAAAAUUAUGUUUUUUCUGACAUCCAAGAAUUAUUAAGUGGAGAAGUUGAUGAAACAAAGUGUAUUUUAGUCAUGAUGAUUUUGACUGCUGGUUUCGAUUACAAUAAUUUCUUUUUUGACGGUUUAUAUGACGAUUUAUUCAAUUUUUUGAAUGAGUUUUUAUCGUCUGAUUCAAUUUUACUGAUUAACUAUGUUAUAUCAUUUUUAUGGAAUUUAUUUGGUGGGAAAGCGAAAAUUGACCAGAAUUCAUAUGAUUUUAGGUUUUUAAUGGAAAAACUUUUUGAAGUUUACGAAAAAACAGAAAAUAAUGAUUCAAUUUUCUUGUUGCCUUUGAUUGUUUCAUCACGAGAAAUGAGUGAUGAUCUUAUGAGUGAUUUCUUUGAAUUCAUUUUACCACUUUUAGAUUCACAAGACAUUUCUAUAACAAUUGUUGGUUUCAACACUAUUGCCGCAAUAUUGAAAAAAUUGACAUUUAAAUUGGAAGAGAAUCUAAUUGAUGAUUUGUUCCAAAUAAUACUGAAAAAGAUACAGCAUGAUAACGAGAUAAAUGAUAUAUCUCCUUCUAUGCUAAAUUUUAUCUCCACACUUUUGAAAAUGUCACCAGAAAAAAUUAUGAAUUUUAUUGAUAUUUUGUCACUUUUUGUAAAUGAAAUGAUGAAAAGUGACGAUGAAGAAUAUUAUUAUACUGCAUGUAGUUUUAUUAGAUCUGUAAGCGAGAGUGAAUACGGAAAUGAAUUUAUUAAUUCCCUUUUUUCGGAAAUUUUUCCGAUUAUUUUCAAUUCAAUUGAUUAUGAUAAUAUUUCUUACUCAGUCUUCUCAGGAGCGACAUCAGAAAACAAACUGGCAAAAGUGAUUGUCCCUUCCUUUAAAGUUUUGUCUGUUUUCUUGAGAAACAAAGAAGAAAUUUUCCAAGAAAAAGAAAUUCUUGACAGAAUAACAAAAAUUUGCGUAACUGAAUUGAAAGCUUGUUUAUAUAUUGAUUUGACGCAAGUAUGUCUCAAUCUUUUAGUUGAUAUUUCGAUCAGUACUGAAGAUAACCAAUAUUCUGAUAUAAUUUGUGAAGCUUUAGUCAAUAUAAUUGAUAAUAUUAAUGUUUUAAGUGAUUUUAUAAGGUAUUUAAACCAUUUUGGUGAUCUUUUCGUUCAAAAAAGCAACGAAAUUAUUUCUUCUAUUUUUUCUUUCGUUAAUAAGCAGCGAAAUGAAUAUACAAACGAAUGGAACUUAGAUGAAAACCUUAUAUUAUAUCAUAUUCACUUGUUCAAAUUGAUUUUGAACGAAGAAUUGGCAAAAGAUGUUUGGGCAAUUGAAAGAGAGAAUAUUUUGAAAUAUUCAUUUGAUUCUAAUUAUCUUAUGUUUUCUUCUCGGUUAAUUAAGUUGCUUUUCCCUGUAAUUCAAGAAAUUGAUUACGAAAAUAUUGUUAAUUGUUGUAUGAAUGAUAUCAAUGCAUCAUUUGAAUUCAUAUGGUUCUCUUUGAAGAAUGAAAAUAUAGGAAAUAUGUUCAUUUCUUCAAUUUUUAACAAAUUUGAAGAAUAUGACGACAAAUAUAAGGAUAUAUCAAUGCUAUUAAUAUCUCUUGCAUACUCGAAAUAUAAUUAUGGCAUUGGUAAUGAAUUUAUAUCGAAAUUUUUUGAGAAUUUUAAUAUUAUUAAUCAUAUAGACAAAAUAAGAAAGGUUUGCUCAGUCCUAUACUACUUUAUCAAAAAUCAAGAGAAAAUACCUUUAUUCCAUGUUAAUGUAUGUAGAUUUAUUGCUAAUUUAGUGACAUUACCUGAAAAUAUCAUAUCUAACAUGCGUUUUCAGAGAGAGAAAAUGAAAGAAUUGAUAGGUUUCAUAUUUAUCGAAUUUUCCAAUAAAUCCAUUACCAAAAAUGAUAUUUUUGGAGAAGAUUCAAACAGAUUCAGAAUAUUCUUGUAUAUUGUCCAGAAAUAUUUUGGUAACUUAUAG
Trichomonas vaginalis G3 is the source of this 2904-nucleotide messenger RNA. Its product is annotated as armadillo (ARM) repeat-containing protein family. NCBI's taxonomy places the organism in Eukaryota, Parabasalia, Trichomonadida, Trichomonadidae. The transcript has a single exon. The record is from RefSeq and is a predicted model, not a curated record. Bases 1 to 2904 code for a protein of 967 amino acids.